This is a messenger RNA of Drosophila bipectinata, 1271 nucleotides long. RefSeq names its product galactose mutarotase. NCBI's taxonomy places the organism in Eukaryota, Metazoa, Arthropoda, Insecta, Diptera, Drosophilidae. The record is from RefSeq and is a predicted model, not a curated record. Gene Ontology annotation, molecular function: aldose 1-epimerase activity; carbohydrate binding. Gene Ontology annotation, biological process: beta-D-galactose catabolic process via UDP-galactose, Leloir pathway; glucose metabolic process.
GGCAAUUGGAGAAACAGAAUCUAAAUUGUACAUUUUAUUUUGAUUCGGGCAUCAGAGCAAAAUUGUUGUAAUUCCCCAGGGACGAGGACAUCUAGGGCAGGAUGGUGCGCGUAAUCGAGGAUAUGUUUGGCAUCGCCGUCAACCCGAUGAUGCAGAAAACGGAUCGGAUUCGCCGGUUCACCCUGAUCACGGAGCGCGGCAUGUCCGUGUCAAUAAUUACACUGGGAGCCUCCAUUCAAUCGAUAAAGGUUCCGGACUUCAACGGCAAGUUGGAAGACGUGGUGCUCGGCUAUGAUGAUGUGGCCGGUUACUACCGGAAUAAUGGCAACUAUUUUGGCGCCACCAUUGGCCGGGUGGCCAACAAGGUGGCCUGUGGACGUUUCAAGCUAUGCGGCAAAGAUAUCAAUGUCAGUCGAAAUGUGCGAGAUCGCUACCAUCAGCACGGCGGCUUUAUUGGCUUCGAUGCCGUUAUCUGGGACGUGGUAGGUGUUCACAAGGACGGUAUAACCCUGCAGCACAUCUCCCCGGAUGGGCACGAAGGCUAUCCGGGUGAGCUGACUACCAACAUAAACUUCUCGUUGAACGAGACCGGUUGUUUUGGUAUGAGGAUCGAGGCACGGACCAAGGCCACCACCACGGUGAAUUUGACGAACCACACCUACUUCAACCUGGCGGGACACGGAGCAGGAAAGGAGGCCCUCUACCAGCACAUGCUGAUGAUCAAGGCCCAGAAGAUCGUUGACGUAGACCACGAUCUUCUGCCCACUGGCAAGCUGAUGCGGGUGCGCAGCACUCCCUACGACUUCUCCAGCUUGGUGAAUCUCGGCAAGCGACUUAAUCAGGUGGCCACUUGUCCACUAAGCGGCUUCGACAACAACUUCUGUGUAGACUGCUCGCCCAACCGGGUGCAACUGGUUGCCCGUGUAGUGCACCCGUGCAGCGGAAGGUUUAUGGAAGUUCACACCAACCAGCCGGGUUUGCAGUUCAUGACAGCCAACGACCUCCCAGAUGAGAGCUGCGGCGGCGCACCUAACACGGGAAAAGGCGGAGCUAGUUAUGUCCGUCACGGAGCCUUCUCGCUGCAGACGCAAAAAUAUCCAGACGCCGUUAACCAUUGUGACUUUCCAACAAUCGUCCUCAACCCGGGACAGUUGUAUGAUCACCAGGUGGUUUACCGUUUCGGUUCCUGUCCCAAGAGGGUCUGAGAUGGCGAGGCACACGACUCGAAUUUCCCAGUCGAACAUUUAAAUCAUUUCAAGAAAUCGCUUUAG